AUGACCAAGGGUUGCUAUACCUGCCGACGCCGUCGCAUCAUUUGUGACAAUGGCCAGCCCACUUGCAGAAAAUGCCGUGACGCGGGGAAAGAAUGUCUGGGCUACCAGAAGCCGCUGGUUUGGGUGAAAGGUGGCGUGGCUAGUCGAGGCAAGAUGAUGGGCCGCAGCUUCGACGAUGCGAAGAAACGAGAGGGCGACUCGAAGGGCCAGGCCCUUUCUCAAACGACGAUUACUGCGGCGGCAAAUGCUGGCGGCUUGGGCUCCUUUCCUAUCGCAGAAUCAUCUUCCGCGACUAGCUCGCCGAGCUCUGGCGCGCAUACGAGCCCGGAAUCCGAGGCCUGUGUACAAGAGACCGUGGCCAAUCCGGUAUUUGGAAAUGUCGACGGCCACAUACUUUUUGGUUUGAGUAAACUGGAAGAACUGGACAACAGGGUCGUCCAUGUUCCCCGGGGCGCCUCCGCCGAUAGGAUUCCAAGCCCGUGGGGAUUGGUAGAUCCGUUGCUCAAAGAUCUUACUCAAAUCUCACGGUUUUACCUUUUUCAUUACAAUCAAUACAUGGCCAACGACUUUGUGGUAUAUUCCCAGUCCAAGAACCCUUGGCGUGAUAUCAUCUCAUUAGUCGGUGACUCUCCGCUUCUCGCACACGGCCUAUGUGCCAUGGGUGCUCUACACUACUCGUUAAUGUCGGACUCAGACUCGUCCCAGAUGCCGUGGUCCUCGAACAACCUCUUGACGAGCAGCUCAAAUCUGUCGCCGGAAGAAAUUGAAAGCAUCGUCUCACCUGCAGGCAAUCGACGGCCGUCUUCAAGGGCAUUCCAACACUUUCUCGAGUUCAAGCAACGUACACUGCACCAGCUGUCCCAGGACCUUUUGAACCCUGUCAAGCAAAAGGACGACCGAACCCUGGCAGCGAUAGUCGUGCUUGCUCUUGUAGAUAUAUUUGAAUCGGGCAGUGGGGCAUGGAGCUAUCACAUCGAAGGCGCCAAGAAACUUCUCAGGGACAGACCAGAAAGCAAUCUGGGCCACGGUAUCCUUGAUGGACUCGAAACCUUCGCAAUUGAUGGAUGCUUAAUCAUGGAAAUCAUGGGAUCGACCCUCGCCCGCCCCGGCGCUCUCUCAAAACCCUUUUACUCCGCUACAAUGGGCCCGGCUAUGCUCAAACGCCUCGAAGAAACGUCGUGGGUCGGAUGCCCCGCCUACCUUCUCGAGGUCAUAUUCUUCAUUCACACCCUCUGGUACCCAGACUCCGAGAUCACCGCCGUCACUCCUCAACCAUCUGCCCUCCCAGCCUCCAUGCAACAAGGUCAGCCCCUCUCCCUCGAGUCAUACCUCGCACUCCUCCAGGGCAUCCGCGACUUCGACCCCGUAGCCUGGGCCCACCAUAUGCAAGCCUACUAUUUCCUCUCCGACAUCUCCUCCCGCAUCGCCCUCGCCAAAUCCUACCAAGCUGCCGUGUAUCUUUAUACCAGCCGGGUCCUGUCCCAUGCCCGAGAGGGCUAUGCUCCUCCCUGGGCGGACGUGGGCCUGCCCGUUGAUCACUCAACCGUCGCGAGCGAUCUCCUUGACCAAAUAUGCUCCGUCCCUUACUCCGAUCCCCACUUCAAAUGUCUGAUUUGGCCAACAUUCAUCGCCGGCGCAGAGUGCCGCCGCUUCUCGCAGCGGCCUCUCAUUCUCGAAAAGCUGGGCGCUCUUUACCAGGCCGUCACGAGCGUCAACGUCCAAAAUGCGGCCUGGGUGCUGCGAUUGAUGUGGCAGAAGCAUGAUCAGAAAGGACGCGAUUAUCGCGAAAAUAUGCCUUCUGCGGUUACGGAUGGGCUGAAGAAAGAUGGCGCGAGUGAUGCCAACGACAACGAUGACGACGAUUACGAUAAUACGUUCGACUGGGUCAACGAGCUGGAUGAAUCGCGCCUGGAUUGGCUGUUCAUUUGA
This is a messenger RNA of Penicillium canariense, 1929 nucleotides long. RefSeq names its product Zn(II)2Cys6 transcription factor. Gene Ontology annotation, biological process: regulation of DNA-templated transcription. Gene Ontology annotation, molecular function: zinc ion binding; DNA-binding transcription factor activity, RNA polymerase II-specific. Bases 1 to 1929 code for a protein of 642 amino acids. The transcript has 3 exons. NCBI's taxonomy places the organism in Eukaryota, Fungi, Ascomycota, Eurotiomycetes, Eurotiales, Aspergillaceae. The record is from RefSeq and is a predicted model, not a curated record.